AUGACCAAGCGAAGACAAUCAAUAGACUAUACGGAUAAGAGGACCAAGCAUUAUAAUAUGCGAUUAUUCCCAGUGUACCAUACUGAUAGGUACCGUGGAUCGUCACCAACAUACAAACAGCCAGUUGAAAUCAAUUCUUAUAGUAUUGAUGCAGAUCGCCGAGUUUGGUUUGAUGACAGGGAACUGAAAUACUAUUAUCCUGCGACAGGUACCGAUCUGACUCUAGGAUACGAUAAGUUUAUUCAACGCGACGAAACGGUACCGGAACAUUUGGAUACUUUAUUGGACGCCAUCACGGACGCUCGACUCAAGUCAAAAGAUAGUCAUGUAACAAAGGCAAAUAUUGUAACCUGGCGAGGUAUCAUGACCAAAUUACUAUGUACACCUUAUUGUAGAAAUGAACCUUGGGAAUUAAGGGUAACACGAUACAAUGAUACCAUUUUCAUCGAAGAGCAAGCCACUGAAGACAAGAAGAAAAAAGAAGCAGAAGCAUCGGUACGACAACAACUCAUGUGCUAUUGGGGUUACAAAUUUGAAACUCUCUCCACCGUCUCUAUACCUCCAAAACAAAUGACAAAUGACCAUCAAGAACUGCAAGAUAGAAUUAAUGAAGGUGCCGAUACAAAUAUUCAAUACUGUGUUGUUGUCAAAACUAGCCUUGGGAAAAACUCAUUGAUCAUGGGUGCGGAAGUGGAUUGUACAAUAGAUGAAAAACAAGCUAAAGAUCCUCUUCGACAUUAUAUUGAAUUAAAAACAUCAAGAUUGAUAGAAAAUUAUAAACAGCAAAACACAUUUGAAAGGUAA
Molecule: messenger RNA, 804 nt
Organism: Halteromyces radiatus
Lineage: Eukaryota; Fungi; Mucoromycota; Mucoromycetes; Mucorales; Cunninghamellaceae
Exons: 5
Coding region: 1-804 (267 amino acids)
Biological process (GO): NAD-cap decapping; nuclear-transcribed mRNA catabolic process
Cellular component (GO): cytosol; nucleus
Molecular function (GO): mRNA 5'-diphosphatase activity
Source: RefSeq, a predicted model, not a curated record